Bombina bombina (fire-bellied toad) is the source of this 1947-nucleotide messenger RNA. RefSeq names its product beta-1,3-N-acetylgalactosaminyltransferase 2 (gene B3GALNT2). The record is from RefSeq and is a predicted model, not a curated record. NCBI's taxonomy places the organism in Eukaryota, Metazoa, Chordata, Amphibia, Anura, Bombinatoridae. Bases 137 to 1603 code for a protein of 488 amino acids. Gene Ontology annotation, cellular component: membrane. Gene Ontology annotation, molecular function: hexosyltransferase activity. The transcript has 12 exons.
UCUAACCACGUCCCUGCCCAGCUGUGUGAGCCUUUCGUCUGCAGAGGGGCUCGGGGCAGCAUGGGUGUGCGACAUUGACAUCGGGCCCCGGGUAUCAGAACAGCGCUUGGAGGGACCCAAAUGCCCAGAACAGCCAAUGCGACAUCUGCUUCUGCUUUUCCUGUGUCCCUGCGUGAUAGGGGUUGUGUUUCACCUUUGGCUGCACAACUUCUCAGGUCUGUUUGCUUUGUUUUCUCGAUGGCAACGGCAAAAUUAUGAUAUUGUUGUUGGUGUGUUAUCUGCUCGGCAUAAUAAUGAACUGCGGAAUGUUAUAAGGAAAACGUGGCUUCAGCACUUGAACCAACACUCAUCACUAAGUCAACGUGUUCUUGUGAAAUUCAUUAUAGGAUCUCAGGGCUGUGAUAUUCCUAUUGAAGAUCGGGAAGAUCCCUACUCCUGCAAGAUUCUGAACAUCACCAAUCCAAUUCUUAACCAGGAAAUUGAAUCAUUCAGCAUACAUGAAGAUAUUGCUAUACUCACAGAGCACAGGGUGGUUAAUGUGAAUUUCCGUGUUCUUUACCCUGUGAUAAUCACCCGGCUUGGCGUUUUUCAGCAUUACAAUGUUGCUGGUUUCCAAAGGAAUAUAACUGUGAAACUUUUCCAAGCAGAACACGAGGAGGCUCUCUUCAGUGCCCGUUUUAGCCCAGCUAGCUCUGGUGUACAGGUGAAUCGAAUAUGGUAUAAACCCGUGGAGCAGUUUAUAUUACCAGAGGGUUUUGAAGGUACAGUUGUUUGGGAAAGCCAUGACCCAGAAGGUUUAAUAUCAGGAAAUGUACACCGUGUAGUUGUUAAUGAUGGAGGGGGAAUGCUCAGGCUUACAACAGUUGACGAAGGAUUGCUGCCUUAUGAAUUUACAGAGGGUGUUGAGGGUAUUGCAGGAGGCUUUACCUAUACCAUUCAUGAAGGGGAAGCACUUUUGCAUAAUCUCCAGAGUCGCCCGGAAAGACUUCUAAAACAUUUAACUGCACUUGAAAAAGAGGAUGCCUUACUACAGAAGGAAAGCACAACUUUUGAAGAUAUUAUUUUUGUUCAUGUUGUGGACACAUAUAGAAAUGUUCCAUCAAAACUUCUUCAGUUUUAUAAGUGGACCGUAGAAUUUACAAGCUUUGAGUUUCUGCUGAAGACGGAUGAUGACUGUUACAUUGACAUGGAGAAUGUAUUUAAUAUGAUUGAUCAUAAAAAACUGAAGAGCGCAAAUACUUGGUGGGGAAAUUUCAGGUUGAAUUGGGCAGUUGAUCGGACUGGGAAGUGGCAAGAACUGGAGUACCUCAGUCCAGCAUACCCAGCCUUUGCCUGUGGGUCUGGAUAUGUUAUUUCAAAAGAUAUUGUUCAGUGGCUGGCAAGCAAUUCCGAUAAACUGAAGACUUACCAGGGUGAAGAUGUGAGCAUGGGAAUUUGGAUGUCUGCAAUUGGACCUAGACGAUACCAGGACAAUCAUUGGCUUUGUGAGAAGAAGUGUGAAACGGGUAUGCUAUCUUCACCUCAGUAUUCUCCCGAAGAACUAAUGGAACUCUGGCAACAGAAAGUGCGAUGCAGAAAUCCUUGUGCAUGUAAAGAAAGAUGACCAAAGAUACUACACAUAUUCAAAUGUGACAUUAGUGAGCAACAAAUGAGCUUACAAUCGACAUUAAACAUCUCUUGGUUUUGUGUAAAAUUGUCCAACGCUCCCUAGGGAGGCUUAAUAGCAAAUACUUUAACGUGCAAAUUAAAAGAGCUGGUUAGGGCAUUUGCAGCAUCAUGUAAACCUAAAUUUAAUUUUUUUUAACUCUAGAGAGCGUAGGACAAAGGACACAAGGUGUUUAAUGUCCCUCUAAGUUAAUUCUGUAUCAAAAUCUUGAAUGCUCCGAGUUGAAAUCAUUUUAUACUGUACAAACUAUCAGAACUAUAAUAAAGUUAUUUUAAAAAUUC